AGGAAGGAAAAAAGUAUCUGUUAACAAGAGCAAAAUAAUAUAAAAAGUAUUUAACAAGGAAUAUAAAGAAUCAUCAGGGAAAAUGUUAUAAAACUUUUUUGAGGCCACAAGAGAAGAUGAAUAAGUGAAGAAGAACAUGAUGUUCAUAGAGAGAAAUAUACUCAGAAUAGCAACUGCUGAGGCUGCCUUGGGAAGAGGAUGAUCCUAAACAAAGCUCUGAUGCUGGGGGCCCUUGCUCUGACCACCGUGAUGAGCCCCUGUGGAGGUGAAGACAUUGUGGCUGACCACGUUGCCUCUUGCGGUGUAAACUUGUACCAGACUUAUGGUCUCUCUGGCCAGUACACCCAUGAAUUUGAUGGAGACGAGCAGUUCUACGUGGACCUGGGGAGGAAGGAGACGGCCUGGCGAUGGCCUGAGUUAAGCAAAUUUGGAGGUUUUGACCCGCAGGGUGCACUGAGAAACUUGGCUACAGCAAAAUACAACUUGAACAUCAUGACUAAACGCUACAACUCUACCGCUGCUACCAAUGAGGUUCCCGAGGUCACAGUGUUUUCCAAGUCUCCCGUGACGCUGGGUCACCCCAACACCCUCAUCUGUCUUGUGGACAACAUCUUUCCUCCUGUGGUCAACAUCACAUGGUUGAGUAAUGGGCACUCAGUCACAGAAGGGGUUUCUGAGACCAGCUUCCUCUCCAAGACUGAUCAUUCCUUCUUGAAGAUCAGUUACCUCACCUUCCUCCCUUCUGCUGAUGAGAUUUAUGACUGCAGGGUGGAGCACUGGGGCCUGGACGAGCCUCUUCUGAAACACUGGGAGCCGGAGAUUCCAGCACCCAUGUCAGAGCUCACAGAGACUGUGGUCUGCGCCCUGGGGUUGUCUGUGGGCCUCGUGGGCAUUGUGGUGGGCACUGUCUUCAUCAUUCAAGGCCUACGUUCAGUUGGUGCUUCCAGACACCAAGGGCCCUUGUGAAUCCCACCCUGAAAAUGAAGGGCUGACUGAAACUAUGGCUAAGAAUUGGGGGACUCUUAUCUUUCAAUCCUGUUUAAUCUCAUUUCCCAGAUCAUUUUUCAUGUCCAGUAACACAGAAGCCACCAAGUACAGUAUAGCCUGAUAAUAUGUUGAUUUCUUAGCUGACAUUAGUAUUUCUUGCUUCCUUGUGUUCCCACCCUUGGCACUGCCACCCACCCCUCAAUUCAGGCAACAGUGAAGUUAAUGGAUACCAUCUGCCCUUGGCCCAGAAUUGCUAUAGCAAAAAUUUUAAAACCAAAAAAUAAGUCUGUACUAAUUUCAAUGUGACUUUUAGAAGUAUGACAGAGAAAAAAGUUAGGAUAAAGGAACUUUGAA
This is a messenger RNA of Piliocolobus tephrosceles (Ugandan red Colobus), 1341 nucleotides long. Its product is annotated as HLA class II histocompatibility antigen, DQ alpha 1 chain-like. Bases 199 to 966 code for a protein of 255 amino acids. Gene Ontology annotation, cellular component: membrane; MHC class II protein complex. Gene Ontology annotation, biological process: immune response; antigen processing and presentation. The record is from RefSeq and is a predicted model, not a curated record. Lineage: Eukaryota; Metazoa; Chordata; Mammalia; Primates; Cercopithecidae. The transcript is spliced from 6 exons.